This is a messenger RNA of Salmo salar (Atlantic salmon), 3205 nucleotides long. Its product is annotated as nectin-3. Gene Ontology annotation, biological process: homophilic cell-cell adhesion; heterophilic cell-cell adhesion. Gene Ontology annotation, cellular component: adherens junction. The record is from RefSeq and is a predicted model, not a curated record. NCBI's taxonomy places the organism in Eukaryota, Metazoa, Chordata, Actinopteri, Salmoniformes, Salmonidae.
UUGUAUGUUUCAUAACCAGUAUAAGGUGGUAGAGGCUUUCAAAGAGGAAGCACACAGCCUAUGAAAAGCCCGGAGUCUGCGAGUGGGGUGGAGACUGUCUCAUCCAUGAAACACCCCAUUGUGCUAUAGCUGCUGUGGCUUACUGAAUUAGCGUUUUCCUACAGCAGGAGGACAUUUUUCUGUCAGCACAAACGUCAAAAACAAAUGUCUCAGCUAUUACAGCAGAGGAACUUCCAUUCAUCAAAGCAAUGAGAAGAGCAAAGCAUGUUACGGAAUCUGUGCUGUGUUAUUCUACUCAUGAUCCAGAGGGAUACAGAAAGUACACGGGUGAUUGGAGGACACAGGACUGUGGUACAGGGGGAGGAUGUGGAUUUAUCCUGCAGACUGAUAGAGACAACUGAGGAUCUCGAACAGAUAACAUGGCAGAAAAGUACUUGGGAAGAAACACAGAACCAUAAUUUUAUGCUGAUUUAUCCCAAUGGGGAUACUAAGGUUAUUGCACAGAAUGGAUUGGUAGGUAGAGUCCAAUUUAUUGGGAACCCAUUGGAAAACCUUGGAUCUAUUCGAAUAACAGCUGUCAGACUGUUUGAUGAAGGCACCUUCACAUGUAUCUUCAGUGUUUACCCCAGUGGAGCAUACACUACAGAGAUACCCCUGACUGUGCUUGUUCCUCCAGUGGUGAAUGUGACAGUUGAUGUUACUCCUGUCAUUGGGGAGAAUGAGGUUGUCUUGGCAACCUGUGUGGCUGCUGGUGCCAAGCCACAGGCAGAUGUAAAGUGGAAGACAGGUACAUUGGGCAGUUUGUUGAGAACAGUGACUAACUCCACCCAGCACGCCAACGGAACCACCACAGUACUCAGCCACCUGCUCGGGGUGCCAACCAGAGCAGCCAAUCAGCAGCAGGUCCAGUGUGUGGUCAACCAGUCUGCCCUGGCAACAGAAAGGAGCUACAACUACAACUUAGACAUCCACUAUCCACCUCAGUCAGUGAACAUCACACUUAGUGAGGCCUCUAAAACCACAGUCUUACUAUGUGUAGCAGAUGGUAACCCACAACCCAACUACACCUGGAGCAGAGUGGUCCAGCCAUGGCCUGGGUCUUCAGUGAAAGCAGAGGGAGACAUACUGCACUUCCUCAGUCUCAGCUCUGAGAUGAAUGGUUUCUAUGUCUGUGAGACCUCCAACCCCUACGGACGAGCAACUGGCUCCCUCUAUGUACACAUAUCCUCUGAGACCUCUGCUGUCUGUUGGGUUCUAUUCAUUGUCAUUCUCUGUCUGAUUGUUGCUGCGGCUGCACUCAUAGGGUACCGGUGCAAAUACGGACAGUUUCCUUGGAGUCCAAUCAUAGCCAAUCACCAGUUCCAGGCACCACAUCAGGUUGAGGAAGAUGAACCUGAGACGUCUGGGUUCUAACACUCCAAACCAGGAAGGCGAAUAAGGGAGAAGGAACGUGAUAAAUCACCGGACAGGCUGAGAACAGGUGCCAGAAGAAUCGCAGACAUGCACUAUGUGGGGGAAGAAUUCCAGUCUGCACAUUCUCCAACGCUACAGCCAUUUGCAAAGAACAGGCACAUUCUCCAACUUAAAAAAAAAACAUUUAUUUAACCUGUAUUUAACUAGGCAAGUCACAUAAAAACAAAUUCUUAUUUACAAUGACGGCCUACACCGGCCAAACUUGGACAACACUGGGCCAAUUCUGCGACGCCCUAUGGGACUCCCAAUCACAGCCAGUUGUGAUACUGUCUGGAUUCAAACCAGGUUGUCUGUAGUGAUCUCUCUAGCACUGAGAGACCACUGUGCCACUUGGGAGCCUAAUGAACAGGGACCCUAUGCAGUAUUCUCUUUGACAUUAGAAACCUCAGCUAGGCCUCUCCUCCAUCACAGCUUUAAACAGCUAUAAACAGUUGGUCCUCGUUUCAGUUUGUUGUUCCCCUCUCAUGGACUCCGCCUUGCCGUGGUGGAGGGGCAUUGUUGCUUCAGCGGGAACAACAACUCUCCUGUAUGUAUGUAUAUAUGAAUGGUGCAUGUUGAAGCCAACUAAUGGGAGGCCAGGUAUAAUCUAAAUAACAUGUACAAAUGGAGAAUAUUGUCAGUAAUGACUAGCCAAACCCUGGCUGAUGGUGGUACUUGCAGCUGCUCUAAAAUGAAUUCCUUCAUAGUAUGCAGCCAUAUGUAGUCUUGGUACAGGGAGCAGUUAUAUGAGGAGCCAUGAAACCUAACUAGGCAAGUCAGUUAAGAACAAAUUCUUAUUUUCAAUGACAGCCUAGGAACAGUGGGUUAACUGCCUUAUUCAGGGGCAAAACAACAGAUUUUUAUCUUGUCAGCUCUGGGAUUUGAUUUUACAGCCUUUCAGUUACUAGUCCAAUGCUCAAUCCACUAGGCUACCUGCCACCCAUGGCUAGUGAUCCACUGGGGACAGAAGCUACACUAACAGCUGCCUUAUGAUCCAUGCAUUAACCCUAUCCCUGAUGAACCCUGUAUUAUUUGUUGUUUUAGCCUAGCAUUAGUGUAGCAUGGCAUUUUGUCCACCAGUAGUUAAUGUAGGUAGUUAGUAGUUAGAAAGCAGGUCUUUUCCCUACAUUAUUAGUUAGAAUGCAGGUCUUUUCACUACAUUAGUAGUUAGAAUGCAGGUCUUUUCACUACAAUAGUAGUUACAAUGCAGAUAUUUUCACUAAGUUAAUUGUUAGAAUGCAGGUUAGAAAGAGACUGUUAUGUCAUGUCUUGUUCAAAAUGUACACACAAUUUUCACAAGGCCUUGCUUUGUGCACUGUAAAGUCCUUGUAUUUCAACCUUGGAACUAGGAACACACAGGGACAAGCUGUUUCCUGGUCGUUGUGGCUCUGUUCUGUCUGCUUGAUUGAUGAUAUGGGAGUGGCUCUUAUAGACCACAUGGGGUUCAAGGCAGAUGAAUUCCCUCCAGAUCCAUGAACUGUUUUAGCCUCAACUUCCUCCCAACAAAAUCUUCCAAAAUACGUUAAUUCUUAUCAAGUUGAAGCAUUCCUAAAGAUUAACCUAGUGUGCACUUCUGCCUUUUAAUCAACAAGAAGAGACAUGUCUGUGGGUUUAGGGGUGGUAGUGGCAGUGGUUAGUGUGUGUGUACUGUCAUGACGUUGCCCUCUUUACAUUACUAGUGUACAUUUCUUUGUGUUGGUUUCAUUCACACAUACUGAUUGGUUGGAUGCUAAUUAAACCUAUACUAUACUGA